Molecule: messenger RNA, 1798 nt
Organism: Scomber japonicus (chub mackerel)
Lineage: Eukaryota; Metazoa; Chordata; Actinopteri; Scombriformes; Scombridae
Gene: mbd4
Product: methyl-CpG binding domain protein 4
Exons: 9
Coding region: 128-1669 (513 amino acids)
Biological process (GO): DNA repair
Cellular component (GO): nucleus
Molecular function (GO): DNA binding; pyrimidine-specific mismatch base pair DNA N-glycosylase activity
Source: RefSeq, a predicted model, not a curated record
UGACAACAGAAAAUAACCAAGAAAACAGAGUACACACAUCAAUCUUCACCUUUUUGUCCUACACUACACUUCAGUAAAAAAGGGAAGAUGCCGACAACUAUGGAGGUAAAGAUGAGAUAGACCUCAAAUGGCUGCUGACGUGGAAGUUAGAAGUCAGCUGCUGGACAGUGACCUGGAGACAUCAGUCAGCUUCAACACAGACAGCUGUGAUUUUCAGCUGGACACCAGUCGAGAUAUAAAUAACCAAUGUCACAGUGACAUUGAUGAUUCGUGCCAUGCUUCCAGGAUGCCCCCUGGUUGGAUCAGAGAGGUGAGGCAGCGGAAGGCAGGAAAGACAGCAGGCAAACUGGAUGUGUACAUUACAAGUCCUCAAGGGCAGAAGUUCAGGUCAAGAGCAUCCCUGCAAGCUUUCCUCCUAAAAAAUGGAGAUGUAAACGUAGACAUAAGCCUCUUUGAUUUCACCACAGUCAAAGGCAAUGUCAUCACCUCUCCACAUUUUCUCCCCUUGCGAGAGAAAAAGAGCAGAAAGAAAAAACAUGCAGAUGCAGAUGGACAGCAGGACCCAAUAGAGAAAGCACAAACUGAUAUACUGGAUCUACCUCCAAAUAAAUCUAAAAGAGCCUCUUCCCCCCUCAGGAAUAAAGAAGAAAAAGUAAAGAAUGCAGAACAUCCUAAUCCUGUCAAUGGUGAUACAGUAAAAGAAGAGUUCACACAUGUGCUAGAAGUGUCUAAUGACAAAAAUGAUGAGACUGUCAAGUGUUGCACACAAACUGCACCUUCAGCCCCAGCGGCUGAUGUUAAACAGUGGAGCAGCCCUCAGAGGGCGGGACAGCUGAGGGAGAAGCUUCUCAGGUUGGCUCCUUCCAUUAAGCAACAAAAUACUUCAAAUGUUAAAAUGGAUGCACAGCCAGACUCACAGACCUUAGUCCCGAAUCUGAAUAUUGAAUCUGCCACUGAGAGUGAGAAUGAAGGCGAGGAUGAACAAGGCGCAGAUGAGAUACAGAUUCACAGCAAAGGUGACACCAAGCCUAAUUCUGAACUGGAGGCUGAUGCUGACAGUCACCAAGAUGUGGAAAAUGAGGUGUUAUUACCAGACAUGACUGGUGAGAACUGUACACCAGUGAGAGAAUCCCAGAAUAAGUCCAAAAGCUCAGAGGACAAACGGAAAAAAAGCCCUUAUUUCAGCAGGAAACCUCUCACAGAUGGUCUUAGUCCACCCAGGAGGAAGGCCUUCAGGAAGUGGACACCACCUCGUUCUCCCUUUAACCUCGUACAAGAAACCCUUUUCCAUGACCCCUGGAAGCUCUUGGUUGCUACCAUUUUUCUGAACAAGACAAGUGGAAAGAUGGCCAUUCCAGUUCUUUGGCAAUUCUUUGAACGUUAUCCGUCUGCAGAGGUGACCCGGGAGGCCGACUGGAAGCCGAUGUCUGAACUCAUGAAGCCACUGGGCCUGUACGAGCUCAGAGCCAAAAUACUCAUCCGCUUUUCAAAUGAAUAUCUAACUAAACAAUGGCGCUACCCCAUUGAGUUGCAUGGUAUUGGGAAGUAUGGUAAUGACUCCUAUAGGAUCUUCUGUGUGGGAGAAUGGAGACAGGUGACACCUGAAGAUCAUAUGUUAAACAAAUACCACGCCUGGCUUUGGGAGAACCAUGAGACGCUUGGAAUCUGAAACAACACAAAGUAUGAGGGACUUCAAGGAGGAUGUGUUGCAGCGCAGACAAGAGAAUCACUUACGUCACAGAAGCAUUUCAGUCUAACAAUAUUAGCAUUAUGAUGAACUUGUUACCUCAAUGUUACC